Molecule: messenger RNA, 1389 nt
Organism: Punica granatum (pomegranate)
Lineage: Eukaryota; Viridiplantae; Streptophyta; Magnoliopsida; Myrtales; Lythraceae
Source: RefSeq, a predicted model, not a curated record
GACGUUCAGGUUCAGGGACCGGCAAAUGCUAUUAUAUAUGGCAAACGUCCGCUCUGCAACUCCCCGGAGAAAUCUCUCGCCCUCUCUCUUCACCGGUUCCUUCCCUCCUCUCUCUCUCUCUCUCUCUCCCCGUUCUAACAACUCUCUCUCUGUCUCUCUCUCUCUCUCUCUCUCUCUCUCUCUCUCUCUCUCUCUCUCUCUCUCUCUCCCUCUCUCUCUCUGUUCAUACAGAAGAUUCCUGUUCUUGUUAGCUUUGUGAUGUGUUAAGACAAGAAACAAGACAAGACAAGCCGAGACAAGACAAGAAAUUCGGUUCUGAAGGAACUUUGCUGGGUUCUUGUCGAUUUUCUCUGAAGUUCGAUUCCGGGGCCGAGCUCUGGUUUCAAUCGCCUCCCAGAGGUCGCUUCUUGCGCAUGGUCGCUUCUGCAUUGGCCCUCUAAGAAACCAACCCCUCAUUGAUUUGGUCCGACGAGGAGGAAGAUGUCAGCAAUGGUGGCUCGGACCGGGCGGCACAGACAGCGUUACGAGGACAACUUGCGACUGGUCUCGGGAUGCAUCCCUUACCGACUCACAAAGGACAAUGACUAUCAGAGAGGCAGCAUAGAGAACAGAGUAGAAGUACUUAUGGUCUCGUCCCCGAAUCGAGAUGAUCUCGUCUUCCCCAAGGGUGGAUGGGAGGACGAUGAGACCGUUGAAGAAGCAGCGUGUCGUGAAGCUCAAGAGGAGGCUGGAGUAAGAGGAGUACUCAAUGAAACUCCACUUGGUGUUUGGGAAUUUAGGAGUAAGAGCAGACAGGACGUUUGCAGCCUAGAAGGAGGCUGCCGAGGAUAUAUGUUCGCACUCGAGGUCACCGAGGAGCUUGAGGCCUGGCCAGAGCGAGAAAACCGUUGUCGGAGAUGGGUAAACGUGAAGGAAGCUUUCGAGCUCUGCCGCUACCAAUGGAUGUGUCAGGCGCUGGAGAGGUUCCUCAGGGUACUGGCAGAAGAGGCAAAGCUCAAGAUGAUAGGAGAAUCCCCCGAGCCCCCACCACCCGCGGACAUGGUGGCUGAAUCCCCUAUCGUGCCACCCAGCUGCUGCAUAGAUGCCCCGACAGCACAGCGUCACUCUGCCAUGAUGCCUUUCUCAUGGAUCGUCACUGUAAAGAGGUUGCCCCUGACCUGACCUGUGCUUGCUGACUAUAUACAGCGCUCGCGUCAUUAUGACCAGUGAAAUUGUCCAUUAUUCGUAUCAUUACGUGUAAGAUUUAGAUUCACGGAGUGCAGUGUAAAUCUCUUCCCAAAUGUGAAAAGUAACAAAUUGUGAAGGGAAGCGGUUGCACUCUCUGUUAUGUGAUUGAGGUUGUUAUUAGUGCAAAAAGAAAUCCCAAAUCGUUGCCUCUUCCCUUUUUCC